AUGACUCGCGGCGAAGAAGAGCCCUCUAUACGCGGCGAGACGAUUGAAUACCGCGACGAAGAAGAGGAAUCCACAACUGAAAGCAUUAGAAGACACGAGCUCAGGGAAGCUGUUCAAAGAACAUACGUUAAGAUACCCGCGGGAUACGAGAAGUUCAUUAACCCACGGAUAUGGACAAUAUAUUCGCUCGAACAAGUGCCUGUGGAUAUCGAACGUAUUGACGCGCUAAACACGGUUAUUUGCGGUAGAAUCGCAGAAUAUACUGCCGAUAAUAAAUAUGGCCAACAACUAUGGUCCGACCUCGCUGAGGACUUUGACGAGUGGACUGGUGAAGACUUCGAAAAUGCCGACAAGGGACUAAUAAAGAAGUUCCGAGACUUCCUCGUCACUAAUGGGGUCUACGUCAACAAGACCCAGAGGGGAACAGUAGCUUCGCGUGUGUAUAACGCCAUCAAGCAAGAGGAAUACGACGUGUGGGACGAGAAAAGGAUAGCAGAUGUGAUCAAGAUGAAUCAAGCCUUCCGCGAGCGCAUGAACAACAAGGACUUCGCGGAGAAUGUUACCGACUCAUACGUGUGUACCUUCAAGAUACCCAUGAAAACCCCGCCGUCGAGCGAGGAAAGCGCAGUGGCAGCAGUAAACAACCCAGCAGAAGCGAGGUCUUCCUUGAACACGAGGCAAUCUUCCUAUAAUAACCCGGAUUUCGUUACUUCAACCGCACGAGACAGCCACCAAUAUACAAGGCAAAGAGAAACGACUAUUCCGCCUGUUCAGUCGCUCGAGUUGACCGACCUUAUCAAGCUUUAUAGCGACGAUACAGAGUCAAAGUACGGUGGAAACGCGUAUGACACUAUCGACUUAAAGUUGCCAGUCUUUUACGACCUUUGCGCGAGCGUCGGAAUUACAAACAAUUAA
Messenger RNA from Colletotrichum navitas, 915 nucleotides. RefSeq lists its product as uncharacterized. The record is from RefSeq and is a predicted model, not a curated record. Lineage: Eukaryota; Fungi; Ascomycota; Sordariomycetes; Glomerellales; Glomerellaceae. The coding region runs from base 1 to 915 and encodes 304 amino acids. The transcript is spliced from 2 exons.